This is a messenger RNA of Cylicocyclus nassatus, 1386 nucleotides long. The record is from the annotation of a GenBank genome assembly. Lineage: Eukaryota; Metazoa; Nematoda; Chromadorea; Rhabditida; Strongylidae.
GACUAUUACAGAUGCUAAGCUUACUCAUGGGAUUCUUCGCCAUAUCUGUUCCAGCUACACUGUCCAUAUCUUUGCGUCAGGCUCAGCUUUUGUUGAGGAAUCCACAUGCUUUCCCAUAUUUAAUGUCACCAUUAGAUCCUCCAUCCUCAUCCGAAGCAGAUCUGCCUGAAUCUCCCCCUCCUCACGACGAUCCUUUGACCUCUUUUCGUCGCAGAAAAUUGCUCAAGAGAAUCGUCAACAAAGUGGAAGAAAUGCCUCCUUGUCAGCGUCAGUGUUUGAAUUCCCUGUACGACAGAAUAGGAAGUGUUCUGUCCUCGAAAAAUUACGCCGACAAAUACCAUAAAACCUGCUCAGCGUAUAAACAUGCAAGAAAGUGUGCGAAAAAGCAACAAGAGCUUUGCAACGAAAGUGGAGAGAUGUUCACGAUGUUCACGUCUGGUAUUCGUUACAUGUGCAUUGAGCAAAGCAAAGCUUUUGAGGCAAAUCUAGAAUGCAUCGAGCGCAGUGCUUUCAUGAUUCAAGGACAAUGCGAGCAUCAGUGCCGAACAACGGACUCCCCGAUCAACGCAAUCAGCUUAUUCACAUACUUGCAAAACUCCGGGUUGAUAAAUCCCAUAGUUGAUAUGGGUGGAGGAACACAGCAAGAUAUGUUUGACUCGAGGAGUGAUUUCGAUGAGAUCACCUACAGUGCCUGCAUACAAGCUGAAUGCGCAUUGGUAUGCAUGGAAGGGAAAUACGACAUGUUCUGUGAGCAUAGCACUGGAAUGCUGUUAUCUGAGGCAAUAGUCCGUCCUUUGGCGUGGAGCCAGCGGAUGUUCCAGCAGGAAUACCGUGCCCUUGGCAUGAUGCUCCCAGAGAGUUGCAAGUUUCUUUCAGACGGCACGCGCAUGAUUCGCCACCGAAUGGAUGCAUCCAUACACGCUGACUUGCUGAGAAAGUUUGGAACAACCGACGAAGAAGAAGGCCCUGAAGACGCAGAUUUCGCCGAAGAAAAAUCAAAUAAUGAUUCACCCACCUAUGGUGACGUAGACGUAGAAGAACUUGGCACCAGCGCAAAUCACUUCGAUGUCUCUGGCAAAAACACGACAAUGGAAAGCGAGGAACGGAGAAUUGUCUUUAGAGUGCCUUUAGCUACCACACCAACUUACUCAGUAUUAACCGCAAACACAACAGGUGUCCUUCACUGCGGUGUCGUUCGAAGGCAAGAAACUUAAUGGAUCUUACAUUUAAUCCGCCCUCUUUGCAGAGUUGGACUUUUUGAUUUUGAUUUUUGAUUUUUUGAUUUGAUUUUGAUUUUUGAUUGAUUGAUUUUUUGCGCAUUCUAGAUUUUAAUAAAAGUAUAGUCGUUCUAAAUUCUUUAUGCCAAUUUUAUCAUGAAGUUCGAUG